GCUCGCUGAAUUGGCCCAGCGCAGUAUCCUGGCAUGCGGUGUCAGCGACACGUUCAAUUUUCUCUGGAAUUUGUUUUCUGUUGAAAAUACCUCAAAUUGUGAUUAUUUACCCGUUAAUACCUAUUCCCUGAGAUUAUUAGUUUGUCCAGGAAGUUGAAAACAUGCCGCCGAAGAAGCCUCAGCCGACCUCCAGCAAGAAAGCCGAGCAGAAGAAGAAGGAGAAAGUGAUUGAGGACAAGACGUUUGGGCUGAAGAACAAGAAGGGAACGAAGCAGCAGAAAUUCAUUGCGCAAGUGGAGAAGCAGGUGAAGAGUGGCGGUCAACAUCCGGUGAAUGCUCUCAAUCCAAAUGCCAAGAAGGAGGAGAAGGAGCGGAAGCUGAAGGAGCAGAAGGAGAUGCAGAUGAUCUUCAAGCCCGUCCAGACGCAGAAGAUUGAGAAGGGCACCGAUCCCAAGUCCGUGGUGUGCGUCUUCUUCAAGCAGGGCCAAUGCAGCAAGGGAGACAAGUGCAAGUUCUCCCACGAUCUCUCCGUGGAGCGGAAGGUGGAGAAGCGGUCGCUGUACGUGGACAUGCGGGAUGAUGGCACAGAGGCGGACUCCAUGGAGAACUGGAAUGACGAGAAGCUGAAGGAAGUGGUGGACAAGAAGCACGGCAAGGAGAAGAGAAUGCCCACAACUGAUAUUAUCUGCAAAUACUUCCUGGACGCAGUGGAGAAAUACAAAUACGGAUGGUUCUGGGAGUGUCCGAACGGAGAGAAAUGCAUCUAUCGCCAUGCACUGCCACAAGGAUACGUUCUCAAGCGAGACAAGAAGAUCCUGGACCAGAAGAAGCCUGAGAUUUCCCUAGUAGACCUAAUCGAGAGCGAACGAGCAGCUCUUGGACCUAAUCAAACAAGAGUCACUCUUGAGAGCUUUAUUGCGUGGAAAAAGCGGAAAAUUGAGGAGAAGAAGGAGAAAAUCCGAAGGGAUGAAGAGAAGAAGCGCAAUGAAUUUAAAUCCGGCAAGAAUAUUGGACUCUCUGGAAGGGAAAUGUUUAGCUUCAAUCCUGAACUCGUCAACGAUGGCCAGAUGGAGGAUGGCGAUGAAGCCUUCGACAGCUACGAGCGUGACGAGGAGGAGAGCGAGACAGGCAUUGAGUAUCACGAGAUUGACUUCACCAGCAUCACUCUUGGGGAAGUGGACGGAACGGGAACAGUGGCGACGGAGGAUCGCUUCCAUCGACCUCAGGGCGAGAAUGAGGAUGAGGAUGAGGAGGAAGCGUCUGACGACACACCCACGGAAGGAGCUGAAGGCAUGGAAGCCUCUGAUGCUGCACCUAUAAAUGAAAAUCUCUUCCUCAGCGAAGAUCUCGAAGGUCUGGAUGACGAAUUGAAUGAACUGGACAUUGACAAGUGAUUAGAGGAUUUAAUUGAGCAUCGAGAGAACUAAUAAAGAGUCACUAACGCA
Molecule: messenger RNA, 1445 nt
Organism: Phlebotomus argentipes
Lineage: Eukaryota; Metazoa; Arthropoda; Insecta; Diptera; Psychodidae
Product: zinc finger CCCH domain-containing protein 15 homolog
Exons: 5
Coding region: 162-1394 (410 amino acids)
Biological process (GO): cytoplasmic translation
Cellular component (GO): cytosol
Molecular function (GO): mRNA binding; metal ion binding
Source: RefSeq, a predicted model, not a curated record